AUGGCGGAGAGAAGGUCUGUCUCUUGCUUUCAUAUCCUCCGGACAGUAGAAAGCCCAACUUUAGGGGGACUGGGUGUCUUCAAGAGCUCCACCCCAGGGGGACUGGGUGUCUCCAAAAGCCCAACCCCAGGGGGACUGGGUGUCUUCAAGAGCUCCACCCCAGGGGGACUGGGUGUCUCCAAAAGCCCAACCCCAGGGGGACUGGGUGUCUUCAAGAUCUCCACCCCAGGGGGACUGGGUGUCUCCAAAAGCCCAACCCCAGGGGGACUGGGUGUCUCCAAAAGCCCAACCCCAGGGGGACUGGGUGUCUUCAAGAGCUCCACCCCAGAGGGACUGGGUGUCUCCAAAAGCCCAACCCCAGGGGGACUGGGUGUCUCCAAAAGCCCAACCCAAGGGGGACUGGGUGUCUUCAAGAGCUCCAACCCAAAGGGGAAUGGGUGUCUCCAAAAGCCCAACCCAAGGUGGACUGGGUGUCUUCAAGAGCUCCACCCCAGGGGGACUGGGUGUCUCCAAGAGUCGCACCCUUGGGGAUCUCUCUUCAAAUAUACUCUUGCUUAG
Molecule: messenger RNA, 558 nt
Organism: Nematostella vectensis (starlet sea anemone)
Lineage: Eukaryota; Metazoa; Cnidaria; Anthozoa; Actiniaria; Edwardsiidae
Product: S-antigen protein-like
Exons: 2
Coding region: 1-558 (185 amino acids)
Source: RefSeq, a predicted model, not a curated record